AUGGACAGCACACUCGCACUUUCACCCUGGUCACCCCUCGACACCCCAAUCUCAUUCCGAUGGCAAUUCACCACAUCCGACGCACGUUCCGAGCCCAUACCACCUCCUAGAGCACCCAGGAUCGCUCAGCGCCUUCCGAGUCCGCCGCCUCCCACCUCAUCAUCUGCCGUGCAGAUCAGCCAAGGGGUCUGGGAGGAGAACGACGACAUCUACUACACAUCCAGCUACCCUCCGGCCCAGGAAUACCUAGCCCUCGCACGCAAGAGCGACAGGCGGCCCCCGCCACCCUCCGACCUCGUCUACGCACUCGCGGCGCUUCAAGUCAUACGCACCCCCUCGGAUCGGGCACACUGGAUGUUCUGGGGGAAUGGCGCCUACCACGAAACCGCAAGUGCGGUGAGCAGGAUAGCCUUACACACCCCGAGGCUCAUCAAGUCCGACGUGCCCUGGAUCGGAGGCUCAGAAUUCAAAUCGAUCCUAGCCAACAUCCAGGAGAAGUACACCUACGUCGCCAUCUACAAAGAGUGGUACCCCACCGACACCUACCGCCCCGAGACCAAUGCAAAGAAGCGUGCUCUUCGCAGCAGCGACAACGGUCGUCCGGCCAUGACCGUGAACGAGUUCUUCAACAUCCAAGAAGAGGACUUGAAAACUCGCAAAUCGAAGAAGAGACCGCCGUCGGACGCGCAGACGACAUCCCCGGCACCCAAACGUGCACGUCGGGCGGCUGCACCCAAGGUUUCCGCGCCGAAGCCACUCGAGCUCGAACCGGAGGCGGACGACCCUGCGCACAGUAGCACAGACGAGCCUGUACAGGACUCUGUACCGCAGGGCCCACGAACGAGCAAACGGCACAAGGUCGCCCCCUCCAGAGCCCCCCGCACCAUCUCCGAAUCCUACGUUGCCCAACCCCAUCACGCCGAUACCCAACCCGCCACCGGAUCCGCCUCGCCUCCCUCCGCCUCGUCAUCAGACUCCGAGCCUCCACUAUCCCCGCCCACCCCGCUUUCUUCUUUGCACUCGCGAAACAGAUCUACGUCUUCGUCAACGGAGACGCUUGUCGAUGACGCAGAGGGCACUGGCAAGACUCGGUCUUCGUCGGUGCUGUCCGCGGACACGGUCGUGUCCUCAUCGUGUCCUCCGUCGUCGAAGAAGCGGAAGGCGGAGGAUGCCCUCGACGUCGUUGGGACUCAGAGUCCCGAGGAGGAGCCCGAGCCAUCGGUGCGGAUGAUUACCCGUGGUCGCGCGUCGAAGCUGACACAGUUGGAGUCGGCGUCGACGUCGGAGAAGAGUGCACCUCCGUCGCGGACGGGGACACCCGCACUGGCUGAGUCCCGAGCAAAGCCGUCACGAACGAGAACGAGACCCAAACGCGCGCGUGUAUGA
Messenger RNA from Cyclocybe aegerita, 1386 nucleotides. Lineage: Eukaryota; Fungi; Basidiomycota; Agaricomycetes; Agaricales; Hemipholiotaceae. The record is from the annotation of a GenBank genome assembly.